UGGCCACGCCGGUCAUCACGCCCUAGCUGCCCGCCCACGGGCCUCAUUGCCAAGGGCUCGCCUGGGCAGCCGGCGACACCUUGCAGACUACAAAUCCCGGCGUGCAACGUUCCCCCAGGGGCGGGGAUAGCCCAAAGUCCCAGCAUGCAGCGGUGCCCUGGCUGGGCAGAAGUCCUCCUGCCUGUAUCCCCGCUGCUCGCUUCCCGUAUUACGUAACAGCGGGGCACCACUCAGGCCUGGUUCCAAACCCGGAAGUGCUAGGGGGAGGGCAGCGGAAAGUCUGAACCCUCCCCUAGUAACCGCUGCAGGGCGCCCUUAGCAGCGGCGGCCAUGCCGGUCUGGGUGCGCGAUUACAGCUGGCGGCAGACGGACACUGCUGUUUUCCUCUCCCUGCCGAUGCGGGGUGUCCGGGUCACCCAGGCAAACAUCUUCUGUACUGACCAAUAUCUGAAGGUAAAUGUUCCUCCAUUUUUAUUUGAAGCCAUUCUGUAUGCUCCUAUUGAUGACACUAGUAGUACAGCAAAGAUCAGAAAUGAGACCAUUUUCUUCACUUUAUAUAAAAAAGAAGUGGCCAUGUGGGAAUCCCUGGUUAUGGAAAACGGUGACAAAGAGAAAAUGCAGAGAAUAAGGGAGAAUGCUAUAAUAAAAGCCCAAGAGAAGGCAGAUGAAGAGGAAAAAUCAAAAGCUAUUACAAAACGAGAACAUAAAAAAUAUGCUCUGGAGGCCACAAUGAAGCUAGAAGAAACGGAGAGAAAAAGAAUUGAAAAUCUGAAAGAGGAGGAGCGAAAGAAGGUCACUGAGGAGCUGGAGAGAUGGAAAGAAAAGCAGAGAAAUGAGGAGAAAGAAAGAAGGAUACAAAGAGAAGAGGAAAUACGCAGAGAAAGGAAACUAAUAGAGGAGAAGAAAAAGCAAGAAAUAAAUAAAGCUAAAACUCUAAAUGCAGGAACUUCCAAGACUAGAAGUAUAUCUACAAGAGGUGCUUGUAGUUCUGAAAAUAUAUUUUCAGGGAAGUUAAAAGAAGAAUCUUUCCCUGCUCCUCGAUCUGCUGGUACUAUUAAAAUUAGUUUCACAUCUCGAGUGUUUCCUACAGCUCUCAGAGAAUCCCGAGUAGCAGAAGAGGAAGAGUGGCUGCAUAAGCAAGCAGAGGCUCGUAGAGCAAUGAAUGCUAAUUUUUCUGAGCUGAAGGAUUUAAAUGAGGAGGAGAAGAACCCAGACUGGUUGAAGGACAAAGGAAACAAAAUGUUUGCCACAGGAAACUAUCUUGCAGCUGUAAAUGCCUAUAACCUGGCAAUUCUGUUAAAUAAUAAGAUUCCAGUACUGUAUCUGAAUCGUGCUGCUUGUCACCUUAAAUUGAGAAACUUGCACAAGACCAUUGAAGAUUCAUCUAAGGCACUAGAAUUACUGAUACCACCUGUUUCAGACAAUGCUGAUGCUAGAGUGAAAGCUUAUGUGAGGCGUGGGACAGCAUUUUGUCAGCUGGAGUUGUAUGCUGAAGGUCUCCAGGAUUAUGAAGCUGCUCUCAAGAUCGAUCCUACAAAUAAAACUUUAGAACAAGAUGCUGAGAAGAUUGAACAUAUAAUUCAUGGAACUGCACAAGAUUCUUAACAAAGGCUAGAAUCAGCAUGGUGGUGUAUUUAACAGGUUGGAAUCUGGAAAACCCUUAUUUUAAAUUCUGCCUGAGCCAGUGAAGUCACCAGACAUUUUUGUUCUGCGCUCAUCCCAAUUAUAAAAUUGGGUAAAAGAGAAGAUACUUCUCAUAAGAACUACUAUAACUUGGGUAAAUAUAGUGCAGAAAGAGAAGUAAAUAAUACACAUUUUAUUUUCUUACCUGUUUCCAAAAUUGUCAUUUGUUUUUUUUGUAUGAAAUAUUGGCUAACCUGAAUAACAGAACAUACUUUACUAUAUUUAAUUUCAAAUCUGUUAUUAAGUAAACAAAUGUAGUCUCAUGGAUUUUUAAAACAACUUCAGUGGUUAGUCAACAUUAUUAACUAUGUUCAUAGUUCUGCUACCAAAGUUAAAGUGCUAAUGUAGAAAGGAACAGCCAUCAGAACUGUUGUGGAAUCAGAAGUCAUCCAAUUAGAAAUAUUUCACAUAGGACUAGAAAUUAAAUAAUGCUCAUAUUGUAUACGAAUUUGCCCAAACAAACAACCCUAAAACACUUCCUUAAAAAACUGGAGCCAAAAUAUUCAAAUAUGAUGCGGUGAACUUUAAAGGCCUGAUUUUUCAGUUGCUCAGCACUAGCGGCUCCCAUUGAAGACAAAGUUAUCAAAACUUGGUGCCUCUCAAAAUCAGGCUAUGUAUUUAGGUGUCUAAUUUUGAAUUUAGGUGCUUAAUAUCAGGCAUACGACUUGGGAAAUCUUGGUCUGGAGAAGGGUUAAUAUAAUCUUUGUAAAAUGCAGUGAAAUGUUAUUUGAGUAUUAAGCAAUGUAUAUUAAAUGUUUCUAACCCAUUCAAAAAGAUUUGACAUAUAUUGAUUGAACUGACCGAACAGUUAUGAUGCAAUUGUAAUUUUGUCAGUAGUAAUGCAUUUUAAAUGAAAAACAGCAAGCCUGCUGUUGGCUAAAUACAUCUGUAAAUCUUUUAUUUCAUAAUGGCAUUAAUUUUGUUAUAAAGUGUCCUAUUAAUGAUCACUUAAACCUGCCAGAAUCUUAAGGUACAUCUACACAGCAAUUAAGCACCUGCGGCUUGCCUGGGUCAGCUGACUUGGGGUUCCAGGGCUUGAGCUGUGGGGCUCUAAAAUUGCUGUAUAGAUGUUUGGGCUUGGGUUGGAGCCUGGGCUCUGGGAGGAGAUAAGUACAUGUGGUUGUGGGAUUGUUGUGGAUAACAGGAUAGGCGCUUACCUGGCCCUGUUUGAGAUUAGGAAGCCCAACAAAAUAUGACUACCUUCCCAAACAAAACCAAGUUGGGCAGCCCUAGAGAUGAGGAAAAGAGGAGAAGCUGAGAA
Caretta caretta (loggerhead turtle) is the source of this 2944-nucleotide messenger RNA. It is a transcript of the gene DNAAF4, whose product is annotated as dynein axonemal assembly factor 4. NCBI's taxonomy places the organism in Eukaryota, Metazoa, Chordata, Testudines, Cheloniidae. The record is from RefSeq and is a predicted model, not a curated record. Gene Ontology annotation, molecular function: nuclear estrogen receptor binding. Gene Ontology annotation, biological process: inner dynein arm assembly; outer dynein arm assembly; epithelial cilium movement involved in extracellular fluid movement.